Messenger RNA from Rubroshorea leprosula, 900 nucleotides. Lineage: Eukaryota; Viridiplantae; Streptophyta; Magnoliopsida; Malvales; Dipterocarpaceae. The record is from the annotation of a GenBank genome assembly.
CCUCAAAACAUUUCUUUGAGAAUCGGCGAAUAUGAUACCUAUCAUAAGCAAGCUAUAUUGUUCUUCUUCUCAGGUGGUAUUCGUAGUUAGGAAGAGGCCACAUGUGGUGAGCGGAGGCGGCUUUGUGGUGACGAAUUGUAGCCAAAACGUGGUUUUCCGGGUCGACGGCUGUGGGGUUCUUGGUAUUAAAGGGGAGCUGGUUCUUAGAGAUGGAGAUGGAGGAGCUCUUCUUCUAAUCCGCCGCAAGGCAGGGAUGGUCGAGGCCCUAAGUUUACACAAAAAAUGGAAGGGCUAUACCUUUGACUAUGAAGGAUCACAGAAGGUGGUUUUUACUCUAAAAGAGCCUCUAUCCCAUCCAUGUCCAUGUGUGCCAAGGAACAAUGCCAUCAAAAUCUCUACUGAGCCAAGUGGAAGCUGCUUUGAGGUUAAAGGAUAUUUUCCUGAUAGAGAUUGUACCAUUGUUGAUUCCACCAACAAUGUUAUUGCUCAGAUUGCUGUAAGGAAAGAAGUAGAAGAGUUGAUGAGCAGCAAGGAUCUGUACCAGGUUUUGGUGAAACCAGGAGUCGACCAAGCUUUUGUUUUCGGAAUCAUUGCUGUUCUGGACUAUAUCCACGGCGAAUCCACCAGGUGCUAGAAGAGGAAUUGUCCAUGGCAAUUCAUGCUUUCCAAACACAUAAAUGUACUUAUAUGUAAAGCUAAUGCUAACUAAUAUUCAAAUAAUUGCAACACGCCACAGAAAAGUCGUCUGCAAUCUACCUUGCAUGGAUAGUAGAAGAUGAUCUCCACGAUUAGUGGGGUUCUUGUGAGAUAAGGAGUUGAUCCCACUAAUCAUGGAAUCAGUUUUUGCAGUUUGUGCAAGAGUGAACUGUAAACACCAUUAUGAAUAUUCAACAUCUUUAC